Molecule: messenger RNA, 9276 nt
Organism: Bicyclus anynana (squinting bush brown)
Lineage: Eukaryota; Metazoa; Arthropoda; Insecta; Lepidoptera; Nymphalidae
Gene: aralar1
Product: calcium-binding mitochondrial carrier protein Aralar1
Exons: 16
Coding region: 223-2280 (685 amino acids)
Biological process (GO): aspartate transmembrane transport; malate-aspartate shuttle; L-glutamate transmembrane transport
Molecular function (GO): calcium ion binding; L-aspartate transmembrane transporter activity; L-glutamate transmembrane transporter activity
Source: RefSeq, a predicted model, not a curated record
UACAAUACAACAAAAUUGCGAACAGAACGGAACGUAACGCCAGCUGCCGGUUGAGUUGAUCAUGAGCUUACUGCGUGAAAAUCCAAAAUAGAUUUGUAUUGUUUUAUAAAACGUAACGUAGGAAAACCAAACGAACUUAACAGAAACCCAUAAGUGCGACAAUAAGGACAUUACAGUAUUUUCUUCUAGAGGAAAACAGUGUAGUGACGAUAAAACACUGUAAUGUUCAAAUUCUUGUCCAAUUCCUUGAUAACGCAGGCCAGCUGUCAAGAGGGGGCUGGCUAUUUGAAACGGGCCGACAGUGACCGCCUUUACGAGAUUUUCCUUAAGUAUGCGACUUUAGAAAAAAAUGGCGAAAAACACAUCUCGUGUGAAGAUUUCGUGCGAAAGUUCCUCGGCUUGUUUGACGAAGAUGACUACAACAAGGAAUCGGUGCAGCUCAUUGCGGGUAUCGUGGACAUGGACAAGGACGGCUACAUAUCGUUCUCCGAGUUCCAGGCCUUCGAGGGGCUCCUCUGUGUGCCGGACGCGCUCUACAAGACUGCCUUCCAGCUGUUCGACACCAACGGCAACGGCCUCGUCGCCUUUGAUGAAUUCGCCGAAGUCAUGCGCAAAACCGCCCUUCACAAGAAGUUGCCGUUCAAUAUGGAGAGUACAUUCGUGCGAUUGUAUUUCGGAAAGGAUAAGAAAAGGUUAGUGACAUAUCCAGAGUUCAGUCAGUUCUUGCACGACUUCCACGAGGAGUACGGCGUGGAAGCCUUCAAGAAGUGUGACAAAGAUGGCAGCGGCUUUAUUACGGCUGCUGACUUUAGGGACAUCAUGCUGACAAUCAAGAACCACCUUCUCACUAAGGAGUUGAAGACCAAAGUUAUCAUGGCGUCUGGGUUCCCACAAGGCGAGCGCAAAAUCAGUUUCCCAUACUACAUGGCGUUUACGUCCCUCCUCAACAACAUGGAGCUGAUCAAACGGGUGUACCUCAACGCGUCAAAUGGUCACCGCACCCAGGAGGUCACCAAGGAGGAGUUCCUGCACUCAGCGCAAAUGAUGAGCCAGGUUACGCCUCUGGAAGUGGACAUACUCUUCACGCUUUGCGACAUGAUACAUCAGACGAAUGGUCGAAUCAUAUACAAUGACCUCAUCUCAAUAACACCAGAGCAGUACUUCAAACACGUAACACGAAGAGUCGCUGAGAUCAAAGCAGUUUCGAGUCCGGAGGAGAGAGGUGUUUUUAUACAGAUCUUAGAGAGCACGUACAGGUUCACGCUUGGCUCUAUCGCUGGUGCCGUGGGAGCGUCAGCAGUGUACCCAAUAGAUCUGGUGAAGACCAGGAUGCAGAACCAGAGGACUGGCUCCUUCAUCGGCGAGGUGGCGUACCGGAACUCCUGGGACUGCUUCAAGAAGGUCAUCCGGCACGAGGGCGUGUUCGGCCUCUACAGGGGACUGGUGCCGCAGCUGAUUGGUGUAGCGCCAGAGAAGGCCAUCAAACUGACUAUGAAUGAUUUAGUUCGUGAUAAGUUUAUGGACAAGAAUGGAAAUAUUGCUUUGCACGCGGAAAUUCUUGCCGGCGCUUGCGCGGGUGCAUCUCAAGUAGUUUUCACAAAUCCUCUCGAAAUAGUAAAAAUCCGUCUACAAGUGGCAGGCGAGAUCGCCGCCGCUAGUAAAGUCCGAGCGUGGUCCGUGGUCAAGGACCUUGGCCUAUUUGGACUUUACAAGGGCGCCAGGGCCUGUCUGUUGAGAGACGUGCCCUUCAGCGCUAUUUACUUCCCGGCCUACGCUCAUGUAAAGGCGAAAUUUGCAGACGACAACGGCUACAAUCACCCGUUGACUCUGUUGGCUGCUGGCGCCAUCGCUGGCGUGCCGGCCGCCUCGCUGGUCACCCCCGCUGACGUCAUCAAGACCAGGCUACAGGUGGUAGCCCGAUCAGGUCAGACGACGUACAACGGUGUUAUAGAUGCGACGAGAAAGAUUUACGCCGAAGAAGGCGCCAGGGCGUUCUGGAAGGGUGCUAUAGCGCGUGUAUUCCGUUCGUCGCCGCAGUUCGCCGUGACUCUUGUGACGUACGAGAUCCUACAGCGUCUGUUCUACGUCGACUUCGGAGGAUCUCGACCAGCGGGCUCGGAGCAGACGAUAUCGACGCCCAUCGAGGAGGCGGUCCGCAAGCCGCACCAUAUCGGCGGGUACCAGGUCGCCAUGCCGGUGCUCACCGGGCUCGAGACCAAGUUCGGCAUCAGUCUGCCGAGGUUCUCCUUCGCCAACCAGCCGCAGAACUCGCAGAAGUAGACUAUCGUGGACUGUAAGCCGCGGAACACACAGAAGUAGACUAUUGUGGACUAUAAGUUCCAAUAUUUAUUGGUGGAUACUACUAUAUAAGUUAUGUAAUUGUAGUUAAAUAUUAAAUCUAUUAAUUAUUUAUACUGCCCAAGCGAGUGUUGCUUUUUAAAUUAUAAAAAUAACGAUAAUUUAUUAAGGAAAAAUGUGAAUACUAUCGAGUGUGAUAUGUUAAAUUGAGUUUUUGGUAAAAAACAUAUAUAUUUUGUUCUAUAAAAUAUUAAAAAAGUGUUCCGCCAUUGAGCUUAAUUUUUUGUACUCCGAAGAAAAAAGUCAUAUUUGCAUGGAACAUAGAUCAAUGUCGCAUUUGCACAAUAUAACAAUUUUUGCGGAGUAUAGAAAAUUUUGUAAAAAAAAACAUUAAAAAAACUAAAUAGUAUGACAGCUGAGGUUAUUUUGCUAUAUUCCAAAAAAAAAAAGUAUUUUUUGCAAAAUUCAUUGCUUAAUAUAAUUUUUUUUUCUUGAACCAAAACAAUGUCCAUAAAAUAUUUUCCAAAAUUAAAUACGCUAUUUUUCUUUGUAGCUUUUUCAUGAAAAUAUCAAAUUUUAUAAGCAAUAGUCCAGAGCACCUCGCAGCAUUUUGUAAGCAACUAUUUAUAAGUUUAUCUCCCAAUUUUAGGCUACCAAUAAUUAUAAUGUACGAUUUAUAUAAUACCUUUUUGUUCCAAUAUUCAAAUAUGCUUUUAUAAUGGCUUUUAGAUUUCUUUUUUAUAUUUUAUUUUAAUUUAUUUAAUAUUGAAUUUAUUAAAUCUUCAAAAACGAGUCAUGAAGGCAAACAUGUAUUUAUUUUGACUAUAUUACAUUUUAAAAUGUUUUUUACGAAUUGUUAAAAAUUUUGCAAUUUUUUUUUUGUAGCAUUGUUUAAAGCGUCGAUUCUUAUAUUUGCAGAUAAGUAUAUCCUAUUUAAUUUCUUUCUAAAGCAUUUUUAUAUCGUUUGGAUCAUCAUAAUAUGUCUCAAAUGAAUGUCAAAGCAAAAAUAUUCUUCAUUAGAAUAGGCCUAUAUCUUAAUUCAUAAAGUUUUUUAUGGGAUUUGUUUUUGUAAAAAAAUCCUAAUUUGGAUUAAGUCCUUUAAUAUAAAUUAAACUAAUUAGAUAGUAAAAUGAUCUUUUAGUUAGAAAACAAAAUGCACUCGCUUUAAACUCGCAUUUUUAUAUAACUUUUAUUUUUUUCGACAGAAUUAUAACAGAAGUUGUAACUUUGAUUAUAAGAUUAUAACUAAAUUGUACUGAGAAUAACAUAAAUGUUACACGAAAAAAUAUAUUAAUGCAUAUAACAUUUAAUUGGACAUUACAAAUGUUAUAUAGUUGUAACAAUAGUUAAUGUAAUAUUAAGUACUCGGUUUUCCACAAGACAGACAAACAAAAUUUGUUUAAAAAAGCUAUAUAUCAAUGAAUGUUAUAAUAUAACAAUGUAUUAGAUACUUUGUCAUAUAAAUAUGAUCAAAGGUUGAUUUUAAUUUGACAGUAUAAUUGAUUACAGCUCGUGUGAAUUAACUUGACACCUGGUUCGAAAAGUUUUGAUUCAAUUUAGUGUCUAUAAACUUUUGGUUUCGGCCAUUGUUCUUCAAAUAUCGUUGUAAAAAAAAUCUGUAAGCGUUAUUUUAUUAAAUUAUUAUAAAAACUUUUGUCAGAUCAAUAUCAAUUCUUCUUCUUCUUAAGGUGCCUCUCCAACUAGCGAAGGUUGGCAGUCAAUUUCUUGAACUCGUCUCAAUCCUUCGCGAGGCGAAAUAAUUGUGCGGCGCUCGCGAUCCCGGUCCACUCUCUGAGAUUUUUCCAUACUGACGACUAGGGAAAAUAGUGCAGUGGUUUCCCGUUGCCUUCUGACUUUAAUAUCAAUGCGAAUCUUAAACUCCGCUGUAGUUAAUUAUACUUAUUAAUAUAAGUUUAUAUUGUACUUUGAUAAACUGCGUCGAUCGCUGCCAAACGCAUACAAAUCGGUUGAUUUGUACCAGAGUGAUGAAAUCUUAAGUGUUUCAAAAGAAGUCCUUUUAAAUUUAACUAUCAAAACUUAGUUUCUUAGUUAAUGUACGAAAAAAAUACCGCCAGAUUAUGUGAAAGUUUCGGCGGAAACUGAGACUUAAUCCGAAAAUCGGUUUCGGUUUCGGCUUGUGAUAACUGUGAUGCUACUCAGCGCCCUCUCGCGGGAAAGUAGGAAGGAUCGAGGUAGGUGUCAAGUUAAUUCACACGAGUUAUAACAUGAACAGUGUAUGUGGAUAUUAUAACAACCCUUACAUAAUAUAAUAUUUGUUAAAUAAUGUUUAGAUAGGUAAACAUAAUUGUUUUUUUAAAUGUAUAGCUAUGUCAUAUGUUAAUAGCUAUUUUAUCAAAUGUUCAAUGUCUUGUAAAAAAGUUAACACACGCACAACAGUCAAAGCUAUAACUUUGAUUAUAAACUGUAUUAAUUAAAAUAAUAUGUAUAAAUAUUUAUUUGUACGUAAUUGCCGACGUAACACUAAAAUUGUCUAUAUCAUAAAUGUAUAAUGAUACAUUUAUGAUAAGUAUAUAUCUUUAGUUAUAAUAAAAUGUUAUAUUACAUACACAAAUGAAAGGAUAUUGCAAUAAUGUAAAAAAGAUAAUGAAUGAAUAAUAGCACUAAUGCGUGUAGAUAACGCUCAAAUAACAUUCAUUAAAUUAAUUAAAAAUUAGUGUAAAAGACAAUUUAGCCACAAUAGUCCAUCGGUUUAGGGAGAUAACUCAAAACGAAAAUAAAUUAUGUUCAUACUCCAUCCAUUGGACUAUGAUCGAACCCACUUCUAUAUACUCUGUACAACUAUUUGGCUAUGUGAAGAUUACGUCAGUUCCACCGACUAAUAUUUAACUAGACUUCGUUCGAUCAUUGAAAACUUAAAAAUCCAAUAGGUGUGUUAUAUACGAUGACGUCACAAAUCUCCUAGUGUUAUCUUAUCCAAAGUAAACAAUCAUAAUUGCCAAAGGCAAUUUCAACUAAAUGUUUAAAAAAAAUUUACAACUAUAAACAGAUCCAAAGCCUAAAUAUAAAUAGUAAUAACAAGGCACAUAUUUUUCUAACACACUUAUCUAAGUGUACUUUUAUACGGUUUAAGGAAUUUCGCUGAACACAAUUUUCACAGUCACUUACUGUCUAUCUAACUGAGUUAUCUAUCUCAGUCACUUACUAACUCACUAACUUGCUAUGUAGCUUCAGUCACUUACUAUCUAACUCACUAACUUGCUAUCUAGCUCAGCCACUUACUAUCUAACUCAGUAACUUACUUAAAUAAACUAUAAAAUGUCACAUUUUAAUGAAUGUAUUGUCUCACUAGCGGCCAACUAGUUGUACGCAGUUUACCUUGUCGAAUCCUGUGGCAAAAAUUAGUUUAAUAAUGUUUAAAGAGGUUUGUUGUGAAAAAUGUACAUAUUCAUAAAGAUUAACAUUUAUUAUGGUAGAAACACAUCGCAAUACCACUUCUAGUUAUUUUUGUUUUGAUUUAUCUCACCAUGCGUAAGUAAGGUGUUACCAGUGUGUAGGUGAGGUGUUGCCAGUGAGUAGGUGAGGUGUCGCCAGUUGUAGGUGAGGUGUUGUUGGUGUGUUCCUACCAUUAGAUUAGAUAGGUGUGUGCGUCGGUGUUGUAAUUAAAACAAAUUAACGGUGUUGUGACGUUUUUGAUGAUAAAUAUAAAGUUAAGCCUUGUUUACACCUAGCAAGUGUUUCGUCGAGUCGAAACUAGCUUCUUACUUACUUACUCUACAAUAAGAUAUGGCUAUUAGGUAGAAGUUACCAAUUGAUUAUAUUACAAAAUAUAUUCAAUAGGUACUGAAACUUUCAAAAAAAUAUUUGUUUUAUCCGCCAAAUAGUUCUACGACACAAAUAAAAUCAUUAAUUAAAAAUCCAGACGUUGAUGCCGUCCUUUCUUACGCACAGAUAUUCUUAAAUGUUAAUUGAUACAAAUUGCCUUAUAUUCAGGGUAACAUUAGAAAAAAAAAAUACAUUUGGUACAAUUUACUUAAAGUGGUGCAAUAUCUUCUUCUCAGUUAAAAUUGAAAAUCUAAAAUAAUUAAUUAAAAAAUAAAUGAGAUUUUUAAAUGAAACUUUUGAAUAUGCAAUAAACAUAUUUCUCACAUUGUAUACGAUUGUUUACAAUUGAACUCUACUAAGUUUCUUGAUCUACAUAAAUUAAUAGAUUUUGUAACAUAAAUAUAUAGAUUUUGUAACAGAGCCACUACUAUUUUUAUUAUGAUAAACCACAAGUAGAGGUUACUCGCUUCGCUCGAAAACUUGCUUGGUGUAUGGAAGGCCUUAUAGUCAUAACCAAAGACAUGUAAGGCUGUAUCGAAUGGAAGGACUCAAAAUUUUUCAUAUCAAAUUUCAAAGCCGUAUAAACUUUGUAUAUAAAAGAGAUAUUUUUUUAAGUGUCACGCUUUAACAAAUGAAUCUUAAAUAUUUAUUCCAUAUACUUCUACUUAUUAAAACUUUUAAAAAUUGCCAAUAUUUAUCACCAAUACUAUAGCGGCACUGUAUUAUUUUGAUUAAUAUUAAGACGUCAAUAUAAGGUACAUAUUAAUUAAAAUGAAUUAUUUAAAAUUUUAAUAAAUAUAAAUAAAAAGAUUAAACAUUUUGUACAUUAAUUUUAACUUCGAAACAAUUCUUCAAAACUUUGGUGAUUCGAAUUUCGAACUCGUUCAUAGUGAUAAUAAAAUUAAUUAAUAAACAGAAAGGUAAUAAAAUUAUGUUAGCAUUUCGGUUUUAUUACAACAUUAUAGUUGUAUUUUAAAAAAGACAGUACAGUGCUGCAAUUUAAGUUUUAAUAUAAUAUUUAUAAAUAAAAUUGUAGAGUCUGUGUAUGAUUUAAAACAACUAUUUUAUCAAGUGCUUAAAGUAAUAUAUAUAUACGAAAUACUAAAACAUAUUGAAUUUUUUUUUUAAUUAUUGUCUGUUUAUGUCGGUUUUUUUUUUAAACUUUCACUGGAGAUAGAGGAUGUUGUUGAGCAAUAUAUAAUAGCCCUGUUUAUUAUGUCUCCAAUCAAAGUGUUUUUUAUUUUUCUGGUCAAGCUAUAAAUGGAGCGCAUUAAUUAAUAAAAAAAAAAAUUAAUAAAAGUGGCCAUUUUAAAACGGAAUUUUCAAAAAAAAAACUUUCUUAAUUUAAGCUUUAAAUUAUACCUGCUUAAUUAACGAUUUUAACUAUUCUUUUACAAGACACUUUUCAAAGAAGUCAUAUUGAUUAUUUUAAAUAUUGUUGUUUUGUUGAUGUGCUUUAAACCCUACUUUUAUAGCGUUCAGUUGUAAUUUUAAUUAAAAUUAUAAUUUGGAAUCGAAAAAAAUGUUUUUUUUAAUGUUAUUUAUAUGUUAUAGGUCACAUAGAAACUUGUAAUAGUCUGAUCAGAAAAAGCAUCGCCAGUUGCGAAAAAAAAUGACGUCUCAAAUCCAGGUUUUUAUAUUUCUGAUCAUACUAUACUAAAGUUUAUGAACGUCGAGAUACACAGAAAUUGUACAAAAAAAGCUAUUAACAUUAGUAAACAUUCAACAUUUUUUUUUUUUUAAAUUGGUAGCUAUUUAAAUCUUUUUAGAACAAAUAAUUAGGAACGUGUGUAUAAGUUACCGUUAAAUUGUAGAAUUACGUUAGUUUAUAAUCUCACUCGCGAUAUUCGGUAGAUUGUAAGAAUUUUCUUUAUUUUUUUUUAUUUGUACGGUUUAUAAAUAAAAAAAUACCUAAAUGUAUGAAGUUCACAGUUUAUGGACAGUUCACAAUCUCGCGAGAUUAAUUAUAAACUAACAGUAUUUACAAUUUUACGGUAACAUAUAUAUGGCUUUAUAAAAAUUGUACGCUCGACUGAAUUUGUGGCGUAUGUUAUUGUUGUUUUUUUUUUAUAACUUAAGGCUCAAACGGGCAAGUACCUCGAGCCGUCUUUAUUAAUUAAAAAAAAAUUGUUACUGAUGCACAAUGUCUAACUGUAAAUUAAUUCCGUUUAAACUUACGCUCUUUACAAAACUACAUAACGGAGUUCUUCUAAAAAUUCUCUAUGAUAUUACAGUCGAACAAUGGGCGUGGGUAGAACAAUCCAGUGUUUUGUUGACUGUCCUUUAUGACAGAUACCGCCACUCGGUCGGUCAUUUUGUUCUAACCAUAGAUUAUAGAUUAAAGAAUAAUAGGCAGAUAGAGUACACGGAACACGACGGUGUCUUAUCCGCCCCAAAUACAAAAUUCAAAAACGAAUACAUUCUCGACUCAGUACAGCACGAAGCGUCGCCCUUGUAAUUUUCAAUAUUAUUCAAGAAAAAUGGCGUCAUAUUAUGUUUUUAAAUAUUUUAAAAACUAUUCACAAAAACUGAAGAAAUAAGAUUGAGUAUUUUUUAUUGGUAAUUAUUGAUUGUUAUAUUAAUUUACGUAAUCGUUGUUAGUGUUCAAUAUUGAAAUAUAGAUUAUGAAAAAAAUUUGUGUAUGCGGAUGUCAAGGAGACGCGUGACGUUUGUUUUUUUUUUAUCGGUUUCACCACGCUGCUUGUAAAGACUCAUUCUAGAUCAUCUUUACUCUGUGGUUCUAACACGAUUUUCUGUCUUUCUUCGAUUGUAGAAGAGACUACAAGGCUUUGAUAUUAACAAGUUUUGUGAAGAAUGUAAAGUUUAAGUUGCAUCGCAGAUGAAUGACACAUAACAUUCAGUCCGAUUAUGUUGACGUCACUAGCAUUUUAACAUUAUAAAAUGAGUUGCGGCAUUAUGUGGUUAAGGCUUGUUUAUAGAGAGGACCUUUAGAACGUUAAAUGUAGCCAAAUAUUUCUAUGCAUCUACCACAAAUUAAAGAAUAAUAGGCAGAUAGAGCGCACAUAACACGACGGUGUCGUAGCGUUCCAAAUACAAAAUUCUAAAACUAAUACAUUCUCGAGUCAGUACGACAUGAAGCGUUGCAUCAGGAGUUUUCAAUGUUAUUCAAGAAAAAUGGCGUCUUAUGUUUUUAAAAUACUUCACAAAAAUUAAUGGAGUAUUUUUUAUUGGUAA